Sitodiplosis mosellana (orange wheat blossom midge) is the source of this 1365-nucleotide messenger RNA. RefSeq names its product sorting nexin-21 (gene Snx21). The record is from RefSeq and is a predicted model, not a curated record. Gene Ontology annotation, cellular component: early endosome membrane. The coding region runs from base 6 to 974 and encodes 322 amino acids. Gene Ontology annotation, molecular function: phosphatidylinositol phosphate binding. NCBI's taxonomy places the organism in Eukaryota, Metazoa, Arthropoda, Insecta, Diptera, Cecidomyiidae. Gene Ontology annotation, biological process: protein transport. The transcript is spliced from 2 exons.
UCGAUAUGCGAGCUGCAAUGACACGUCGAUCGCUUAGUGCAUCGGAAGCCAUUGAUGAAGUUGAUAGCCCAGUCGAUGGCCUAGAAGAUGGAUCAUUGUCAAUUCCAUCACAAACAACGGGCAACGUAACAGAUGUGUGGCGUCGAACAACAGCAAUAACUCGGCGCCCAUUACCGCAGGAUGGUUCAAUUAUAGUUCGUUUUGAAAUUCCGUUUGCACAUGUGAUGCCGCCGCCGAAUGAAAAUGAAAAUUCGACCAUUAAAAAGUACGUGGUAUACGAUUUAAACAUUCGUCAAGAUUCUAACAGAAUAACCGAUGCCAAUCCAGUGACUAUUGAGCGCCGAUACACAGAUUUUCUGAAACUGUACGAUGGCUUGCGCACUGAAUAUUCAGCCGCGAUGAAUACAAUCCCAUUCCCGAAGAAAGCGUUUCUCGGAAAUUUCUCGAGUGCUUUAAUAGCCGAACGAAGUGCCGCAUUCGAAGCAUUAUUGGAUCACAUUAUGAGCGUGAGCGAUUUACGUGAAUCGCCGACGUUUUUAGAAUUUUUAAGAGAUAUUGAAUUGACCAAGGCGUGCCGUUUAUUGGACGAACGUCGCAAUGAAUUGGCAAUACCCAUUUUAGAAGAUUGUUUUCGAUUGUUGAACAAAAUAUUCAUGGAUCGUUCGAAAUCGGUGCUUUUAUUGCUGUGUCGUUUGGUGGCUGCUUGUACAACAUCGCCCGUUCCGCAUCCAUCGGCUGAAAAAUGGGCUGAAUUGGCUUUGAGACGAUACGACUCGGUUUCCGAUGCCGAUUUACUCACAUUGUAUAUUCCGUUGCUGAAUACUUGCGUCCAUUUAUGGUGGCAACGUGGACGCGACAACCAAUAUCUUCAAGAUCGACUCAAAGCCAUGGAGUGCAAGGGAAUUCCAGUGAAAAAUGGCAAAACAUUGACACAAGCCAUACACGCUCUAGACCCACGCACCGAAACUGUCUAAGCAUAUCACAUGUGUGUCACAAUCGUCUCUAUUUGUACUAAUAUUUAUCACCAGUGAAGCCUACUCUUCAUUUGAUCUAUUUUUUUAUCUCGAUUCGUAUUCUAUCGAUAUUAUUGUUGUUUUUUUCACUUUCAUUCGUUUGUAUCAAUGUUAAUUGUCGUUUAACAUUUGCCACUAUUUUCACCCUAAAUCUUUAGUUUCUUUAUGAUUUAUUUGUAGCAUUCAAUACUCUACCAUAAAUGAAACAAAAUUACGUCGAAAUUUUCUCAACACAUUUUUUAUUGUCUACACGAUAACUCUAUUUUAUACGUACAAACGUACAUAUAUUUACAUUGUACACGUACUAUCGGUAUGAAGAAAAAAAAAUAAAGCAUUUGUAUAGAUAUUCGAA